Molecule: messenger RNA, 1008 nt
Organism: Morchella importuna
Lineage: Eukaryota; Fungi; Ascomycota; Pezizomycetes; Pezizales; Morchellaceae
Exons: 7
Coding region: 1-1008 (335 amino acids)
Biological process (GO): cytoplasmic translational initiation
Cellular component (GO): cytoplasm; eukaryotic translation initiation factor 3 complex, eIF3m
Molecular function (GO): protein binding; translation initiation factor activity; RNA binding
Source: RefSeq, a predicted model, not a curated record
AUGAGGCCUAUAUUACUACAAGGACAUGAGCGUAGUUUGACGCAAAUCAAGUACAACAAAGACGGCGAUCUUCUCUUCUCCACCGCAAAGGACCACGUUAUCUGCGCAUGGUACUCCGUCAACGGUGAGCGCCUCGGUACCUACCACGGGCACCAGGGAGCUCUCUGGACUGUUGAUAUCGACCCUACAAGUACACUUCUUGCCACCGGGGCCGCAGACAACACUAUCAAAAUCUGGGAUGUGAAGACCGGAAAGUCGCUCAAGACUUGGGACUUCCCAACCGCUGUCAAGAGAGUUGAAUUCAGUGAGGACGGGACGCUUUUGUUGGCUGUGACAGAGGCUAGAAUGGGAUUCUUGGGAACUCUGGUAGUUUUCCCGAUUAUAGUCGAUGUCGAGGCGCAGCAAGCAGAUGCUCCACUGUUCACAAUCACCUUCAGAGAGAGCAAGGCAACGGUUGCGGCAUGGAGUUAUUUGAACAAAUACAUCAUCACUGGUCACGAGGAUGGAUCUGUUUCACAGUACGAUGGAAAGAGCGGCGAGCUUAUCCAGGACAUCCAAGCCCACGAAAUAGGCACUGCCGGUCAGAUUACCGAUAUUCAGAUGGCUCCAGACAGGACCUACUUUGUGACCGCCUCAAAAGACAAGACAGCAAAGAUAAUCGAUGUGGACAACCUUAAGGUCCUCAAGACCUUUGUUACUGACACCCCUCUUAACACAGCUGCUCUUACCCCUAAAAAGGAUUUCGUGAUCCUCGGUGGUGGUCAGGAGGCCAGAGACGUCACUACUACUUCCCAGCGCCAGGGUAAAUUUGAGGCCCGAUUCUACCACAAGAUCUUUGAGGAUGAGAUCGGCCGUGUCAGGGGUCACUUCGGUCCUCUCAACACCAUUGCCGUUCACCCACAAGGUACCGGCUACGCUUCCGGUGGAGAGGAUGGAUACGUGCGUGUGCAUCACUUCGACAAGCCAUACUUUGACUUCACCUACGAGGUCGAGAGGAUGAAGGCGUAG